AUGCGGAAGGAAAGAAUGGAAAAUCUAACAACUACUGGAAAGAUUGCAGAGAAAAGAGAUCGCGAUCAACAACGAAUCACAUUCGUGAAAUCGGAUUUUGUGGAGGUCGAUGCUCGCCAAUUUCCUGAAAGGAUAAGGCACGAGAAAGAAAAAGAUUACUACACGAAAUGGAAAGCUGGCGAUGAUCGAUCAGGCAACUGUGUUGUCAUGGAUACCAGCACAUCUAAAUGGGAAAGUGUUGAUUGUAGAGCUACAGUAUACCCAUUCAUGUGUGCCAUUUAUGCAAGUGCAAGUACAGGAAAUCAAUCCAAGCUAAACGACAGUAGUCAGUUUGAUGGAGCUUCUGUAACAUUUGCCCCAGACGACAACGCCAGCGUAAACAAAGUGAUGCUCUACGUUCUCCUCCCUAUUUUUCUCAUGUGCUACGUCAGCUCAUGCAUUGCUUAUUGCGUAUACAAACUUUGGCUAAACUGUGCAAGAAAACCACUGCUGGAAAAAAUAGAAGCUUUAAAGUACGAAAAUGAAUACAGUGACAAAGAUCCGAUUAUCGAAGCACCCGCCAGCAAUAUCGCAGGCAUCCAUAAAAACGCCAAUAUGGAAGCAAUGAUAGCCAAAACAAAAAUGCUUUCUGAUCCUCCGUUGAGAAGUAGGAUCGCUGAAAAUAACAAAAAUCAACCAGUAGCUGCAAAUAGUCAGGUAACAACGAGUGGCUCCACAAAUCCGAGUAGCUCAGCUUCCGGAAAUGGUUCGAUGACUGCAAGCAGCGACGAGGCAGGAAUGAAAACAUCCAUUAACGAAAUAUUGAUGAAUAAAUUGAAAGCAAGAGCUAAGGCCCAAGAAAAGAACAAAAACGUUUUUUAA
Molecule: messenger RNA, 861 nt
Organism: Helobdella robusta
Lineage: Eukaryota; Metazoa; Annelida; Clitellata; Rhynchobdellida; Glossiphoniidae
Exons: 4
Coding region: 1-861 (286 amino acids)
Source: RefSeq, a predicted model, not a curated record